AUGUUCCAAGGCCAGAGAGCUCAAUCAGACAAUGGCUGGACUGGAUAUGGCGGUCCUUGGCCGUACACUAUUCUCAAGGAGCCUGAGCUUUCGUAUCAUCUAGAACGCCUGUCUGUCCACCGUACCGUCUGCGACGUCGACGUCGUCAGUUUUCAGCCCUAUCCGGCGUUGGACCACAACCAGGACCGCUAUUUCAUUGAAGACUGGAUCGUUCGAGGCCAGACUUGGCGGUUCUUCAGCCUGUUCGACGGCCACUCGGACAGCUAUGCUGUCGAGCACGCUGUACGACAGCUCCCGUCUGCCAUCAAGCAGUCGUUAGCAUAUAAGGCGGAGACGGGGCAGACCAGCAACCCUGUUGAAAUCGAGACGCUUCUACGGCGGUCCAUCUCGACGUUUGAUAACGAGAUGACUCAAGAACUUCUUGACCUCUUUCCCGGCGGCGUCGAGGCCAUCGCUGAGAUGUCCGACGAUGAAAUUCGCGCUCUAGUUGUCGUAGAUAGCCGUCCUCAUCCAGUCGUCGCGCGUUGUAUGGGUGGGACGACUGCUCUCGUUGCUCUCGUGGACCCUGCUCGUAAUCUGUAUGUCGCGAGUCUGGGUGAUUGCGUGGCAUGUGAGGAUUCAAACGGCGAGCAGUGGACAACUACUAUCUUGAGCAGUAACCACAACGCAAGCGAUGUCCAGGAAGCACAGAGGGUCAGGAGUGAGCAUCCUGGAGAGAUGGAGAGUGUGGUAAACAAUCGCGUGUGCGGCGUAAUUGCUGUCACCAGAGCAAUCGGAGACCAUGCUUUCAAACUUCCCAUGGCUUAUGCCGACAGAGUCUUCAGACUUGCGGAUCCGGGGGCGUAUAUCCUCAAGCGACUUGACGUUCUGCGGCCCCGCCACCACACGCCUCCUUACCUUUCCAACACGCCGGACGUCCAGCAUAUUUCUCUCUCAGCAUUCUCUUCCCACGAAACUGUGCUAAUCUUGGCUACAGACGGGCUUGUUGAUAUUUCCAAGGCGCACGAGAAGGCUCUGUCGGAUGUAGCGCCACAUUGGGUGUCAGCGGCGUCGAGAAGUAUGGACAACAAGCCGGCGCUGCGGCUUCUCCGUGCUGCCAUGGGAGGCGAGGACACCAAGCAAGUCUCGUUCUGGUUGACGGUCGAGAUGGACGUUCCCUGGGUAGAUGAUACGACGAUCCUUGUAACUCGUGUCUAG
This is a messenger RNA of Phanerochaete carnosa HHB-10118-sp, 1197 nucleotides long. RefSeq lists its product as uncharacterized. Lineage: Eukaryota; Fungi; Basidiomycota; Agaricomycetes; Polyporales; Phanerochaetaceae. The transcript is spliced from 4 exons. The record is from RefSeq and is a predicted model, not a curated record. Gene Ontology annotation, molecular function: protein serine/threonine phosphatase activity. Gene Ontology annotation, biological process: protein dephosphorylation. Bases 1 to 1197 code for a protein of 398 amino acids.